Molecule: messenger RNA, 2364 nt
Organism: Acanthochromis polyacanthus (spiny chromis)
Lineage: Eukaryota; Metazoa; Chordata; Actinopteri; Pomacentridae
Product: aminoacyl tRNA synthase complex-interacting multifunctional protein 1-like
Exons: 4
Coding region: 114-1031 (305 amino acids)
Molecular function (GO): tRNA binding
Source: RefSeq, a predicted model, not a curated record
GAGCCGUAGAAGAAGAGUACAGAGCCGUUCUAUGGAGGAGGAGGUGGAGGAGGAGGAAAGGAAAGGAAAGGGGACCAUAGAGGACCCGUAGUCUGCAGACAGCUACAGACGGAAUGGGUCGUGGAGAGGAGCUCAGCGACUUCCAGCGGGGCACCGUGGUGGGAUGCUACCUGUGCAAGAAGUCCAUCCGGGAGAUCUCCGCCCUGCUCAACCUGCCUCGGUCCACCAUCAGCUCCGUGAUCCUCAAGUGGAAACGCGGAGGGAUAACGACGGCUCUGCCCCGGUGCGGCCGACCGCACAAGCUUAAGGAGCAGGACCGCCAGGUGCUGGAGAGGGUGGCCAUGGAGAAGUGUCUGCCCUCCAUGGAGGCUCUAACUGCUGAGUUUCAGACCGCCUCCGGGGCCAACGUGAGCUCCACCACCAUCCGCCGGGAGCUCCACGAGAUGGGCUUCCGCGGCCGAGUGUCCUCCUACAGCAAGCCGAAAGUAGGGCAGAAGGUGGCAAAGAAGCCGGGAUCCCCUGACCAAGAGGAUGAAAAGGUAGACGUCUCUCGUCUGGACCUGCGUGUUGGACGCAUAAUAACGGCCGUACAGCUUCUAGACACUGACAGUCUGUAUGUGGAACAGAUCGAUGUAGGCGAAGCAUCUCCCAGGACAGUAAUCAGCGAACUGGCCAAGCACGUAUCCUGGGCCCAGAUGCAAGACCGCAUGGUGGUCGUGCUGUGUAACCUGAAGCCGGUGAAGACAAGAGGGAUGAUGAACCAGGCUGUGAUCAUGUGUGCCAGCUCACCAGAAAAGAUGGAGAUCCUUGAUCCUCCGAGUGGAGCCGAACCAGGGGACAGAAUAACUAUCCAGGGAUUCCCAGGUGAACCAGACAGAGAGCUAAACCCCAAAAAGAGGGUGUGGGAAGAGGUGCAGCCAGACCUGCGUACGGACAGCCGGUGUGUCGCCACCUACAAGGGAGCUGCCUUUGAAGUGGUUGGAAAGGGAAUGUGCAAAAGCCAAACUCUGAGUGAUUGUGAAAUCAAAUAAACUAAUCAGAGCUGCCUGAAAUAGCUCGGUGCAAAUCAGUGCAGCCGGAAAGGACCCAAGAUUUUGUGGACAGACUUCCCAGGAGGGUGGAGGCUGUGAAACCAGAAUAUUAAAGCCCACGGCUUUCAAAUGACACAUCCAGCCAUCGCAUGGGUGUGACGAUUGAGUGCCCACAUACUUUUAAAAUUAACACUGAUGAACCCGCUGUUGGACCGACAUGAACAUGACUGUUACAUACACUACUGUUCAAAAGUUUGGGGUCACUUAGAAAUAACCUUAUUUUUGAAAGAAAAACAGUUUUUCAAUGAAGAUAACAUUAAUCAUUAAUCAGAAAUACAGUCUAGCCAUUAUUAAUGUGGUAAAUGACUAUUCUAGCUGAGAAACGGCUGAUUUUUAAUGGAAUAUCUCCAUAGGGGUACAGAGGAACAUUUCCAGCAACCAUCACUCCUGUGUUCUAAUGCUACAUUGUGUUAGCUAAUGGUGUUGAAAGGCUAAUUGAUGAUUAGAAAACUCUUGUGCAGUUAUGUUAGCACAUGAAUAAAAGUGUGAGUUGUCAUGGAAAACAUUAAAUUGCCUGCGUGACCCCAAACUUUUAAACGUUCAUGUACAUUGUAAUGAAAAUGUGUAGUUCUCAAUUUGGACAAAUGAGGGCGCUACAUUACCCCAUGAUAAUGUGCAGUAUGUGUGUUGGUUUGCUCCAGUGUGACAUGAAAACACUAAAUAUCCAGCAUGGUUGAAAGAAAAGGGGAAAUUCUUUCAGAGAAUUCUGUUUGCUUGGGAACUACAUAACUAUGUAGUAUUGCUGUUUUCCCAUGAGACUGUAAAUGUCAUUUCCAUUGAACAAUGGUGGUGCAAAAGUCCCUUCUAGAAAGGGGACAUUCAACAGUUUUGAUUUUUGUAACAGUGUUGAUACGAGUUGAAAAUGAAUCCAGUCGGUCAGAGACUUCAAAAUGAGCUACAUAUUCUUAAGCAUAUGAACACACUUGUUUAUCAUCAAAUGAUGGACAUUCGUUGCUGUGCCAUGUAUCGGUGUGCUUAUGUAUCCUUGUAUUUCAUAUAAUGCAAUUUUUUAUCUGUUAUCCCGACAAAUCCCAGAUUACCGGGAAAUUUUAAAGCAUAUGUUUCUGUGUCAUUGGUUUGGAUGUAAAAGUGUUUCGCUGCUUCUUCACACAAGAACUUUUGUAUCCGUCUUUUGAAUAAUACUACAACCUAGCUGACUUUUAUAUGUCGUACGCCAUGAAAUGUGUUUGAGCUUAAAUACUCAAUGUCUGAUGAGCAUAUUUAUCAUUUUAUCAAAAAAUAAAUAAACCAACUUGUCUUGGGUUUCAAAACA